UAUCACGGCUCCUUUCUAUAAAACCAAAGGGUUAAGACAAACAAUAUCUCUUGUGCCUUAUUGGUUACAUUACAUUAUUUCUUAUAUUGAAAAGUUUAAAUUUUGCAUAUGUUCCUCGUACUUUUUGCUGCUUUAUUUUUCAAGUUAUUAUUAUGUUACAUAACCUCUUCUGAAAUAGCCGUAGUUUUAAAAACCGGUGCAGACCGGUCCAACCGAGAACCAAUGAUAGGUCCGGCUCAAUCCAAGUGUUGGGUUGGUUAUGUUAUGGAGGAAAUUGCUAUACAGGCUCGUCAUUUUGCUCGAAGAAAGGCCUAUUGAAAAGUAGAAUCUCUAUAGGUUUUAGUGGAAAAAAAGCUGAUCGGAAGGUGUGUUCCGAUUAUAUAUGGGGGUUUUUUGCAAGAUUAUGGGUGAGCUUUUUGCAAGAUUGUGGGGGUCUAAUUGAGCCUCUCUUUGUUUUUUAACUGGCGCAAACCAAUAUGUAGAGACCGAAUCACUUGGUCAGUAGAUGGCAGUUCGAUAAGUGGCUCGGUACCCUUACUGAAACUAUCAUCGAGUCAGUUUUUAAAAUGCCUAUUUCGCUGAUAUAUGUAUCUAUGCUCCCCCUGACCAUGACCAUAAGAAAACCAACACAUGCUCAUAUUCUGUGUUUAAGCAAUUUUUAACAUCUAACGAACUUUUUUAUAAGCUUAAAAUAAAUCUAUAAAUAUUAGCGAGUUUUUACAUUACAUUUGGUUAAAAUCUAACAAUCCAGUUUAUUAGGUCACUAUUGUAAUUUCAAGGAGGACAGAGUCAAAUUAGAUAACCCGCAAUGUUUAGUUAUUCUAAGACAAGAGAUUGAAUGAAACAAGCUUUGUGGUUGUCCUACUUGUGAAAAUUUCUCAUAAUAGUAAUGGUAGAAAAACGCCAAAAACGGUUGCUACUUGUUGUACAAGGAACAUUGGAUAUUUAGUUAUUUACUAUUAUUUUGUUUUGAUUUUUGAACACCAAAAGCAAAGUAAACGAAUCAAACACAUUGGAUAUUUACUAUUACUUUUUCUACUUAUUAUUAUUUUGCAAAAGGGAAAGAGAAGAAAUAUGUUUUUGGUUUUGAAUUUAAAGUUUGGUUUGGGUCUAUUGAAAGAACAUCAAGAGUUUUGGUGCAAAGAGAGGAAUGUCGUUACCAAAGAAGAAGGAUGGUGUAAAUGGAUUAAUAGCAGUGGCAGUAAACAACGAAAAGGAGAGCCACCGUGCAUUCAAAUGGGCUAUUGAUAAUCUCCUCACAAGAAAUGCAAAUGUGAUUCUCAUCCAUGUUAAAAUUCUGCCACCAGAUGCAGAGAUAAAUGCUAAUGACAAUGACGAUGACAGUUUAUUAAUAUGUAAAGAACCAGAUGCAGAUGCUCUAUACAUGUUCCUCCCAUAUUGCGUCUUUUGUACACGCAAAUAUAUACAAUGCAAGAGGGUACUACUAGAAGAUGCAGAUGUAUCAAAGGCAUUGAUUGAAUAUGCUUCUCAAGUAGGAAUUGAGCAUCUGAUUCUUGGCUCUUCAGCAAAAACUAGUUUGCACAAAAUAUUCAAGGCAACAGAUAUUUCUGGAACGGUGUCAAAAGGGGCACCAGAUUUCUGUACAGUCUAUGUCAUUGGCAAUGGAAAGAUUCAAUCAAUGCGACCUGCUUCUAGUUCUGUUCCAAAAAUUUCCCCUCUACAAGCCAAUUAAACUACUAUCAAUAGACCAAUUAGACACAAAUCUAGUUCUAUUAUGUGUAAUAUCAAAAUGUUUAUUGCUCACAAAGAAAUGUGAUUUAUUUUAGAACAAGAAAGGUAUUCUUUUGAUGUCGAUGCACCAGGUAGAUCCUGGGAUGGAAUAUAUCCAUUCGGGUUAAGGUCACCAUUGGCAUUCACUGGGACAGGUUACAAUACUAGAUAGAAUCGCAUCAGAAAGGAGUAUCUAGAAAGUGCAUCAGGUCAAGAACAUGUGUCAACAAGUCAACCUGCUUCACAAACGGAAUUUGUGACAAAGGAGGCAUUCUCCGAACUUGUCGAAGUGAUCAAGAAGAAACAUGAGAAGGAAGAAGCAGAUAGAGCAAAGAUGCAGCAAGUCUUGGACACCAUCUUGGCCAAAAUUCUAAACCCCCAGGAGUGUUAAAACCUUAGAAUUUUCUUGAAGUUUUCUUUUUUUUAUUUUGCUGGUUUGUGUGACAUUUUUUAAGUAAUCUAUUUUUUGUUGUGUUUAAUAAAAAAAUUACAUAGUAAUGUUGUAUCUCCUAGGUCUAUGGAUGUAGUUUUUAGAAGGAUUGGUUUUGUCAUCCAAAAAGGAUUAGCAGCGCAGGUUGUUGCCCGCUUAUCUUUCAUUCCUAUGUAAUUUUCUAUGAUUAAAUAUUUA
This is a messenger RNA of Medicago truncatula (barrel medic), 2359 nucleotides long. RefSeq lists its product as uncharacterized. The transcript is spliced from 4 exons. The coding region runs from base 1151 to 1693 and encodes 180 amino acids. Lineage: Eukaryota; Viridiplantae; Streptophyta; Magnoliopsida; Fabales; Fabaceae. The record is from RefSeq and is a predicted model, not a curated record.